GGCCCGCAUAUUCCGUCUCGGCGUGAGUUUUUGGUAAUUUGGUUAAAGUUUAGUACCAGUCCAUUCUGCUUCAUCUAACUCCUUGCCCCGUUCUCUAAUGUCGUGACUCUUCAGACAUCUUUAUUCACAAAGAAGCAACCUCGCGAUGGCCAUGCAACCAAACGAUAUUAAAAUCAAACACUGGUGCUUCAGGCCCAUAGAAACAACCCAGAUCGAUUACACCUGGAUAAUCGAUAAUUUUAGUGGCGAGUUAUCACCUAUAUCAUCGCCUGAUUUUUCAAGUCGGACCCAGAAUACGCACUUCAAAUUAAGAUUGCAAAUGAAUGAAAUCAACAGUUCGAAUCACAAUGGUUUUUAUUCCAUUCUCAUAAUCUUUCUUUCCACUGUGAAACGACCACUGACAAUAAAGUUUAUUUUUUCAAUCGUCGAUAACAACGGUAAAAAAGCAAGAAGCAUCUGUGAUGAAGUUACAUAUGACGGUAGAGAGCCCUCUCCAAUAACUUUCAUAACGAAACGAGAUUUGAUUGCUAAUAAAGACAAAUUACUUCCGAAUGAUCGACUCACAUUGCUUUGUGGAAUGAGUGUGAUUGAAAAGGGUGAAGAGAUCUCGGGACAAACUCGUAAUGCCAAUCUGAGGAUUCCUGAGAGUGACCUCCCCGAUAAUUUGGAAUAUAUAUUCGUCAAUAAAAUUCAGUGCGAUGUGGAAUUAAUUGUCGGUCCUGAUGAUAAGAAGAUUCAGGCCCACAAAGCCAUUUUAGUCGCUCGGAGUUCACAUUUCCGGGGAAUGUUUGAGAAUGAUACAGAAGAAAGUAAAAACAAUCAAGUUACUAUCAUGAAUUUCUCACCCGACAUGAUCAAUGAAAUGUUGAAAUUCAUGUACACCGAUCGAGUUGACAAUUUGGAUGACACGGCAAAAGAUUUAUUUAUCAUCGCUAACUAUUAUGAUUUAGAAAGAUUGAACAUAAUGUGUCAAGAAUCUCUGACUAGAAACCUCACAAUUGAAAAUUGUGCUGAAACUCUUCUCCUUGCUGAUCUUCACAAUGCUGAUGCCUUGAGGCGUCGUACCCUGGAUUUCAUCAACAGACAUGCGAAAGAAGUUGUUCAAACAGCUGGAUUUCAGGCGAUCGAUGAGAACCAUCCGAGACUUGCAAUCGAGAUUUCAACAAUUUCGAGGAAUAAUCCAAUGAUAUGUCCAGUAUUAUCUGCAAUAGAUCAUCUUUUUUUGAAUUCUAAAUUGAGUGACGUUACUCUUGUCAUCGGUGAGGAACAAUUAUUUGCGCACAAAGUCGUCUUAGCUGCACAGAGCCCAACUUUUGCAGGGUAUUUCGAAACUUCAAAAACACUGAAUCGAUUGGAGAUUCUAAACAUUGAGAGUGUGAUCAUGAAGGAAGUACUGGCAUUUUUCUAUACUGGAGUGCUUAGAGAAGAGGAUGACAUCAUCAUUGUGCUGAAAGUAUUGGCUGUUGCUGAGAUCUAUAAGAUUAGGAAGUUAAAGGAACUGUGUGUCAGUAAUCUAUUGAAGAAGAUAUCGAUCGAUACAGUUGUGCCUAUCUUGAUCGAAGCAGGUGACUACAGUGUACCAGAGCUGUCAAAGAAAGCCUUGGACUUCAUUCAGACGAAUAAAGCAAAAAUCCUGUCUUUGGAUAACUUUAAGCUACUCUGCAGCAAGAAACCAGAGCUGUUGUUCAAAAUAUUGGCUCUGGAUAUCCAGAAAUAAUUUUUCAAACCUAUGAACUGUUACUAAAAUAUGUUUAAACGUUAUCUUUCAUACCUUCUGUCCAUUUACAAACAAACGAGUGAGUUAUAUUUUUCCUGAAUUAUGAAAUGAUUAGUCUUCAAAAUGUUUUAUGAGAAAUACGAUGGAUUCACCCAAACUAUGUAUUCAAUAUCAUUCCACAUGA
This is a messenger RNA of Diachasma alloeum, 1901 nucleotides long. Its product is annotated as speckle-type POZ protein A. Gene Ontology annotation, cellular component: cytoplasm. Gene Ontology annotation, molecular function: ubiquitin protein ligase binding. Bases 146 to 1717 code for a protein of 523 amino acids. The transcript has 2 exons. Gene Ontology annotation, biological process: proteasome-mediated ubiquitin-dependent protein catabolic process; regulation of proteolysis. NCBI's taxonomy places the organism in Eukaryota, Metazoa, Arthropoda, Insecta, Hymenoptera, Braconidae. The record is from RefSeq and is a predicted model, not a curated record.